AGGCCAGUAGAUCGAAUCGAAGAAGAAAGAAGAAAGCAGAGAGAUAAUAAUGUUCUCGACGCUCCCGGACGACGUCGUUCUGAACGUGUUCUACAAGCUGGACGACGACCCUCGCCACUGGGCCCGCCUCGCCUGCGCCUGCACCAAAUUCUCCUCCCUCAUUCGCAACGUCUGCUGGAAGACCAAGUGCCGCGCCGUCCUCCCCUCCCUCGUCUCCGCCGACGAUCCCCCCGCCGGCUUUUCCUCCCUCCACAAGCUCGCCGUCUGCUGCCCCGGCCUCCUCCACUCCGGCGUCCUCUUCGACCACUCCGAUUUCGGCCUCGAACGCGAGCUCGGCCCCGACCACCAGUCCUCCUCCUCCUCCUCUUCCACCCAAAUCAUCCACCACCAACCGCCGCCGCCUCCUCCGCCGCCAGAUUGCGCUUGGUCUCUCUAUGACGAUCUGUAUUUCGACACGGUUUACGACGCCUCCGAGGCCGCCGUAGCCUCUGAACCCCAAAGCGGCGGCGUGGUGGUCUCCGGUGAGUUCCCGGUCGGGAAAAGGCGGAAGAUCUGCAGAUCGAUGAGGUCACAUCUGGCCUCCGGGGUCUGGAAUCUGAACCGGGAGCAAGGCAACAAGCUUCUCCACAGCCGCUUCCGCGGCGACUCCCUGUACAUCUCCGACUGGCCCGGCUGCGUCCACGUGGAAGAGAAGCGCAACUAUAUGCUGUUCAGAGGGGUGUUCAAGGACUUCAAGGGGUCUCAGGUUUGGCGGAACAUCAAGGACGGCAGGAGGAGCAGAGUCGAGCUCUGUUGCGCUUAUUGCAGCUGCGACCACACUUGGGAUCUCCAUUCCGCCUUCUGUUUGCGACGCGGCUUCGGCUACCAUGAUGAUGGCGAGCCCGUCGUCAGGGCUUAUGUGUGCGACAAUGGUCAUGUUUCCGGGGCCUGGACCGACCUGCCUUUGUACGCUUAAUCUAGCUUUGCAACUUCAAUCGUUUGUCUUUGUUGCUGUUUUCGUUUCAAUAAGAAAGUUGUAAGAUUUGGUUGAAAAACUUCAGUGUUUAUGCUCAAUUGAUUUGAAUUCAGUUCU
Fragaria vesca subsp. vesca is the source of this 1072-nucleotide messenger RNA. RefSeq names its product phytochrome A-associated F-box protein-like. NCBI's taxonomy places the organism in Eukaryota, Viridiplantae, Streptophyta, Magnoliopsida, Rosales, Rosaceae. Gene Ontology annotation, molecular function: protein binding. The record is from RefSeq and is a predicted model, not a curated record. The transcript has a single exon. The coding region runs from base 50 to 955 and encodes 301 amino acids.